AUUUUGAUCGGUCAGUUUGAAUGGCAGCUAUAAGCUAUAGUGGUCCGAUCUUCUUUGAUAUAGCGAUGCCUUGGAUAAUAAUCAACGCCAAUUUUCGUGAAAAUACCUCGUCUAAUCAAAAAGUUUUCCAUACAAAGACUUGAGUUUGAGCGUAAAGUUUGUAUGGCAGCUAUAUGCUGUAGUCAUCCAAUAUCUGCGGAGGUAUCUUGGUGAGAAAAAGACGUACGUAUGUAAAAUUUCAGACAUACUCGGCUCGUCACACUGAUCAUUUAUAUAUAGACUUUAUAGAGCCUCCGACGUUUGGUUUUGGGUGUUUGUAACAGCGUGGAAAAACUUAAUGUACCCUGUUUAGAGUAUAAUAUGUAUGGAAAAGCUAAAGGCGAAUGUAACCCAUCAUUUUAUACUCUCGUAAGGAUCAAAGGCGGCGAAAUACUUUUAGGUGUUGACAAAACUUUAUAUUAAACAAGAAAAAACGUUUACCUCAGUUGCAGCGUAGCUAUAAUACCCCUCACAAAUACAAAUUAUCGAUUAGCUUGUAUGGCAGCUACAUCCAAUAGGGGACCGUUGUCGGCGGAUUCGACAGAUGAGCAGCAUCUUGGGGAAAGAAAUCUGUUUAUUUCUACGAUAAAACAAUACUUUUAACUGACUACCCUAAAAUCAGAUCGCGAAUUGGCUCUAAUCAAUUGAGAUAAUAUUAAAUCUUAAGAAAAAAUAAGUUGAAACUAAAAAUUGUGGUUGGAGUAAAAAUCAUUAAAUAUUUUCACCGUCGUAAUUAUCUCGACAUCACUGUAUUCAUAAGUUCUACACACGUGUGUCAGUUGUCACUAUCGUAAAGGGUUAUCCCUGGCUGUCAGAAAAAUCAAUCGGGGUGUAAGUUUUUAAUUAAUUCAACCAGUUUAUUCGCUCGAUUAAUUUUUAAUAAAUUGGUCAUUUCAACAAAUAAGAUGAGUGAUAGUGAAAAUGAAAGCAUUCAGGAUCUACUGGAAUGCGCUGAAGAAUACGAAAAUUUGAUGCGAGAGAAACUAAAGACGGAAAGUAAAAGUAACAAAAAUAAAAAUACUACAGCAGCACCGAGCAACAAAAAACAUACCACCAUCAGCGAUGACACUGAGGAAUUGCCCAUGGAAAAAGUUAUAUUUGGCGAUCGAAAAGGAUUGCUGGAGAAUUUAGCUGUAGCCGUUGGUGAAUCUAAAAAAAUCAAUGAUGAAAAGGAAGUCGCAAGCGGUAGUGCAGAAGAUGAUUUGAAAGAUAGUAGAAAACGUAAACCCGCAUGGACCGACGCGGAUGACACAGAUAUUACAUUGGGUGAGGUGAAACGUCCUACACGUUUUUCAGGCCCUCACGAUCAUUUGCGUAAAGAUAAAUCUUACAAAGAAUACCUAACGGCACGAUAUGUGCGGACAGUGCCGCAACCAAAAUGGGCAGAGCUAGAUACGAAAAAGGUGUCUGAGGACGCAGAGGAUGAGGCACUUCUGCAGACUGUUGGUUUUGUAGCUAAACCAGAUACGAAUAAUUUAAGACAAACGCAUAUAGAAAUCAAACGGUUGAAAGAUUUAAAUCGAGCUUCAUAUGCAGAAGGUUCCAUUGCCAGCAUACAAUUUAUACCAAAAAGCACAGCGACAUUGGUAUCAGGAACAUCAGGCAUAGCAACGAUAUACAGCAUUGACGGCGUGAAAAAUGAAAAGUUACACAGCAUGCAUUUCGAAAAUUUCCCAAUAUUGUGUGCACACUUGAAGCCGUGCGGCACUAAGGCUAUCUUUGGGUCUGCAAGGCGAGACUACUACGAGUACGAUCUUUUGACAGCGCAGGAAAUGCGCUAUAAGCUGCCUGAGAAUGUUACGACUCUGCGCAACUUUAGAAUAUCUCCAUGUGGACGUUACAUGGCCGUCGCUGGUCGUUUCGGCAACAUGCACGUAUUCGAUGCAACUUCGCAAGAACUUAUACACACAUUUAAACAGAACGACGAUGUAGCUGCCAUGUGCUUUACCGCCGAUUCUAAAAACAUCGUAUGCAGUUCCCUGUCUCCCAAGAUCAAUAUAUUCUCUUUGACAAAGCAACGUUUGGCUCAUAGCCUUAUUGAUGACGGCUGUUUGAAUGGAAGUGCAAUGGAUUUAUCGUUGGACCAACGCCUCAUAGCGACUGGUAGCAUGGAGGGCGUAGUUAACGUUUAUGACUUUCAAAAGCUGCAGUUGUCUACUGCGCCAAAGCCAGAGAAGACUUUCCUAAAUUUACGAACAAUCAUUUCGAAUGUAAAGUUCAAUCACACUGCUGAAAUAUUGGCUAUGUGCUCCGUUAAAGUACGGUCUGCGGUUAAGUUGGCACACUUCCCAAGCGCUACAGUCUUCGCCAAUUUCCCGAGAAAAAAUGACAUUGGCAAAAUUCGUGUUGUGGAAUUUUCACCCAACAGUGCAUAUUUGGCGAUGGGCUGCACGAACAAACGAGUGACUUUGAUGCGGCUAAAACAUUACAAAUACUAUUAAGAUCAUUGUUUGAUUUAUUUGUAAUUUUUAACAGAAAUUAAGUAAAAUAACGUAUUUUAUAGAAAACUGCAUUUUAACAAAAAUGUAUGUUUAUUGAGAAAUAUACUUUAAAAACAUCAAUCAAUUGUAGUAAGCUGAUCGGAAGGAACGUUCUGAUUCGCGCUUAAACGA
This is a messenger RNA of Bactrocera oleae (olive fruit fly), 2651 nucleotides long. It is a transcript of the gene wcd, whose product is annotated as U3 small nucleolar RNA-associated protein 18 homolog wicked. Gene Ontology annotation, biological process: rRNA processing. The record is from RefSeq and is a predicted model, not a curated record. NCBI's taxonomy places the organism in Eukaryota, Metazoa, Arthropoda, Insecta, Diptera, Tephritidae. Gene Ontology annotation, cellular component: Pwp2p-containing subcomplex of 90S preribosome; small-subunit processome. Gene Ontology annotation, molecular function: protein binding.